AUGGGAAUUUCUUCACAACACGUCCUGCUCAUCGCUAUUGCGAUCCUCGUGCUACUACCCGCCGGCGCUGAUGCCUUCGGCGCGGGCAACAUCGCGAGUAUCUCGAAGAUUGAAGGCAAAAACUGGCGACAUGGCGACAUUGAAGACAUGCUCGCGACGGUCGCGUGUUUGAAAGGACACAAGUGGAAGAGCAACAUGAUCAAGCGUGUGUACUUUGGCAACUGGCUACGCGAUUACUCACAGGCUGUUGAUGUGGGCACGUUGGCCAAAGUUCAAGGCGAAACCAUUCGCGUCCUAGUCUGGGUCUUGUCUUUCAUGUCUUUUGGCUAUGCAACUGGAGAAUUCGAGGUUACAGCCGAGAGACUAGGUGUUUAUAGGCCCGAGGAGCAUAUCGUUCAGACAAUCCUGUGGGUAACCUCAGUUUGCACAUACGUGUGUGUUUUGAUACUAACAUUCUCAAAGAAAGACUAUGCCGAUAAUGAAGACGCAAGAAAAUACGACCCUCGUCUUCGAGGACCAGUAUCAGAAGCUGAGCUCGCGGUGGAUCCAAACACCGGUAUGAAAAACUACAUUGCCAAUGAACAUGGCAACUGGGCUACAUCAAGCGGAUAUGUGAAAUACUCAUUUGCGCGCGCCAUCCACUUCGGCCGCCUUUAUACCCACGGAUCAUCAGGUCAACGCGGACGAGACGAGGAUCUAUCGGAAGCGCUUCGCUGUCUGGGUCAAGGACUGCACUGCCUCGAAGAUUUUGGAGCGCAUACUAACUAUACCGAACUUGUGCUACGCGAGCUUGGUUAUCACAACGUUUUCCCUCAUGUGGGCGUACAAGCUGGCAUUAACCUCCACGGAAAGCACACAUAUCCGCUCGUAACUGGCACAUUUGGAGGUGUUGAUUUCUUCCAUUCCGUGCUUGGAGAAGCCAAUGACCACAUAACUCAGACUGAGAUUGAUGAAGUCAACACUGCUCUCGUAGAUGCGGUGUCUGGUGGACCUGGUGGACAGAGAAGCGGACCCGGAGGCCAGUCGAAUGCUUGUGGGGGGUUGAUCGACGUUCUUAGCAAAGUGCCUGGUACUGGGGAUCUCAUCAGACAAGCACAGGAUCUGCAGGCCUCUUCAGACGCACAGGCUGCAGAAAACGCACGCGGAGGUUACGGCGACUACAGCUCUUCCAGAGCUGGACCUAACACCUUCGAUGCACCACCUGGAUCCAUGGGCGGACCCCCAGGACCGGAUAUCCCAGGCACGAACACGGAUCCAGCCACCAUUAUCCCUAAGAUUUAUCCUAUCCUGGUAUUCCGCGACAACGUUGUCCGCAGCAUCUCAGCCAUCAUCUCCAAGAUCCCUGGAUUAGAGAAACUGAUCGAGACCAUCACCGAGCGCGUCACUCUAUUCGUGCUCUCUCUGCUGGCACCUUUCAUUCUACCAAUCAUCAAGACAGCGUCAUCACAGCUGAAGAGCGGUUCCUCUGCUGUCAUCGACUCAGCAGCCAAACAUCAGUUUGAGGUCUGGAACGACCCCUCGUCUACCAACCCAACCCACAGCAUGUUAUCCAAAGAUCACUUCUCGAACGUCUUGAACCCGCCAGCCGGUCAAGUCGCUGUAGCGAUCUUGCAGUACGUCGCACCUCGCGUGAUCUACGCUUGGGACCACCCAGAUGUUCCUGUCGACGAAGUUCUGAACGACUGCAUGCGCGUUUUCCACCACCCAGCACUUCGAGACCCGCACUGCGAAGUACACAACGAAAUGUUUAAGGUCGUUGAGAAAUGGGCCCGCAACUACCACGGCAAAGAUUUAAAUCAGGUUCUGUCUUCGGAAUCCGUCAAGGCCGGGCACAAUCACAGUGGCGGGAACGAUCACUCCACAGGCCAUAGCCAUGGGGCGGUGAAUAUGUCGAGCUUUGGAGGUCACAGCCAUGGCAGUGGAGGCACCCACGGCGGUGGCUAUCCUGGCCAACAACAGUCCAGCGGAUCUAAUGACCUUCUUGGUUCCUUGACCAGCAAACUUCCUGGUCCCCUUGGUGGUAUGCUCGGCAGCCUUGGCGGCAGCUCUGGAAAAACUCGCGACAUGGACGAUAACUUCUCUGCUUCCUCUUCAUCAGCACCAGCACCAUACCAGCCGUCACCGUCGCCGCAACCUAACCAGUGGGCUGGUUUCCAACCCUACCAGUCAUCGUACUCGGGUGAAGCUUACCAACCGCCCGCCGAGUACAGCAACGCGGUACCUUCUGGCGGAUACGGAUGGGGUCAGGGUCAGUACUCGGGAGGCCAAGGUGUGGAGCCUAGCUAUACUGUUCCGACAAAUUACCAGCAGGGGUACGAAAAUUAUAACACUGGGCCAGGAGGCUUUGCUCAACCACCAGCUCAACAGCCACCUCCGGGAUCUUAUGGAGCAUACGGACAGGGCGGUGCAUACGACCAGGGUCCGUCAGAGGGCAGUGCAAGGCAGUGGGGCAGCGGCGGGAACUCAGGAUGGUAG
Molecule: messenger RNA, 2475 nt
Organism: Alternaria burnsii
Lineage: Eukaryota; Fungi; Ascomycota; Dothideomycetes; Pleosporales; Pleosporaceae
Exons: 7
Coding region: 1-2475 (824 amino acids)
Source: RefSeq, a predicted model, not a curated record